Molecule: messenger RNA, 435 nt
Organism: Ochotona curzoniae (black-lipped pika)
Lineage: Eukaryota; Metazoa; Chordata; Mammalia; Lagomorpha; Ochotonidae
Product: phospholipase A2, membrane associated-like
Exons: 4
Coding region: 1-435 (144 amino acids)
Biological process (GO): phospholipid metabolic process; arachidonate secretion; negative regulation of T cell proliferation
Molecular function (GO): phospholipid binding; calcium ion binding
Source: RefSeq, a predicted model, not a curated record
AUGAAGACCCUGCUGCUGUUGGCUGUGACCAUGACCUGUGGUUUGCUGCAGGUACAUGGGAAUCUGAUACAAUUUGCAGACAUGAUCAAGUACAUAACUGGGAAGAGCGCUGUUCUGAAUUAUAAUGGCUAUGGCUGUCACUGUGGCGUGGGUGGCAAAGGAGCUCCCAAGGAUGAAACAGAUCGAUGCUGUUUCAUCCAUGACUGUUGCUACCGCCGUCUGGAUGAUCUUGGGUGUCGCACCAAACUUCUGAGCUAUAAUUACAGCAAGAGUGGAGGCAACAUCAUUUGUGAAAAGGAGGACAGCUGUAGGAAUGCAGUAUGUACAUGUGACAGGGCUGCUGCCUACUGCUUUGCCAAACACCAGAACUCCUACAAUAAAAACUACUGGAAUUACCCCAACCUGCUGUGCACUGGAAACAAACCAAGCUGUUGA